Messenger RNA from Gastrolobium bilobum, 1884 nucleotides. RefSeq lists its product as uncharacterized. The record is from RefSeq and is a predicted model, not a curated record. The transcript has a single exon. Bases 1 to 1884 code for a protein of 627 amino acids. Lineage: Eukaryota; Viridiplantae; Streptophyta; Magnoliopsida; Fabales; Fabaceae.
AUGACGAGGAUUCAAGAAUUAUCGGAGGAGUUGCAUUCACUUCAGCAACGAGUGGACUCGAACUUGGAGGAACUUCGCAUGCAAGCGACGGUUCAGGCUAAUGAAACCAGGAACCAGUUUUCCUUACUGGUUUUACAGAUGCAACAAUUGCAGGAAACGAUUAUGGCUAAUCAAACGCCUAAGCAUGGUAAUUCACACAGCAAUAAUUCUCCUGUUUCGCACAAUUACACCAAAUCAGAUUCCAUGGAUCAUCGUUCCUUACUCAAGGGGGUUCGCAUGGAGAUACCGGUUUUCAAUGGUACUGAUCCUAACAACUGGAUUUUUAAAGAAGAGUUGUUCUUUACUCUUCAGUUGAUUCCCGAGGAAACAAAGGUUGCUUUGGCUGGGUUGAAGAUGGAAGGCAUGGCUGCCUCUUGGUUUCAAUGGACUUUCAACAAUGGUAAGGCUCGUGCAUGGUCUGAUUUUGUUUCUGCUCUUCGCCAGCGUUUUGGCAUGUCUGGCUUUACAAAUUUAAAAGGAGCUUUAUCCAAAUUGACUCAAACAUCUUCCCUACGUGCAUAUAUUCAACAAUUUGAGGCAUUGGUUAAUCAAAUUCCUGAACUAGAUGAUGAUCUUUUAAUGAACUUUUUUGUUUCGGGUCUCCAAUCUGAAUUACGUAGUGCGGUCCAAUUAAAGGAACCUAUAUCCUUACACCAAGCCAUUCAGCUGGCUAUGGCUUAUGAUGAUCAUUUUACUGAUCUCAAAACUUCGUUCCAAGGUGCACCUAAGAAAUUUUUUCAGAAACCUGUGUCUGGCUUAGAUAACUCUUCUGUGUUGCCCAAUAAUUCCAUCCCUCAUUCUGGAAUUUCGAAUACACAGAGAUUGGCCUUACCAGCUCCUAUCCCAAUGAAACGUGUGUUGAAUGCUGAUUUACACAAGAGGAGAGAAUUGGGUCUUUGCUAUACAUGUGAUGAGAAAUGGAAUUCUAAGCACAUUUGCAAGAAUAAAUUGAUGUUAUUGUUUGGUGAGGAUGAUGUUGUUGAUCAGGCAGUAGAGGAGGAACAGAUUGUUUGGCAAGUUGAUAACUCUGUUGGAGAAGCAAAGGAUGCUUCACUUCAUACCUUGAGGGAUACUACUCACUACCAUGCCUUGAUGUUUAGUUCAACAUUUGCAGGUAUGGAUUUCUCUAUUUUAGUUGACUCAGGGAGCACCCAUAAUUUCAUACAACAUCAGUUAGCUGUGAAACUAGCCUUGCCUAUAUCACAUUCUCAACGAAUUCGUGUGUUUUUGGGUAAUGGGGAUGUUAUGCAUUCUGAUAAAAAAUGUCUCAAGGUACCAUUACUGAUUCAAGGUCAUAAGUUUGUCUGUGAUCUGUGGGUUCUGGAUUUAUCUGAUAUGGACAUCAUUUUGGGUAUGCCAUGGCUGGAACGGCUGGGAAAGGUUACUCAUGAUUAUAUCAGUAAGUCAAUGGAGUUUUGGUGGGAAGAGAAUUCAAUUGUCUUGCAAGGUCAUAAUCCCACUGAUGUCUCUGCUAAAUUGAAUACAAUUCUGUCCCAAGAGUGGGCUGGCUGUCAUGCCUUACAAACAGAAUCAGAUUCUUCUAUACAGGUUACAAUACUGCCUGAGUUACUCAAAAUGCAAUCUGAUCUCCAUCCCCUUCUUUGGCCUAUAUUGUUGAAUUUUCAGCAGGUAUUUGCACUUCCUAGUGGAUUGCCACCUUUUAGAGGAUUGGAUCAUUCCAUCCACUUAGAGCCAGGUACCAAACCUGUUAAUGUUAAACCAUACAGAUAUGGUCAUGGUCAAAAAUCUGAAAUUGAAAAACAGGUCUUUGAGCUUCUAGCUUCGGGUUUCAUCCAACAUUCUCAUAGUCCAUUCUCUUCACCAGUCUUGUUAGUGAGAAAAUAA